Saccostrea cuccullata (small rock oyster) is the source of this 1696-nucleotide messenger RNA. RefSeq names its product trafficking protein particle complex subunit 13-like. Gene Ontology annotation, cellular component: TRAPPIII protein complex. Lineage: Eukaryota; Metazoa; Mollusca; Bivalvia; Ostreida; Ostreidae. The record is from RefSeq and is a predicted model, not a curated record. The transcript is spliced from 11 exons. The coding region runs from base 27 to 1328 and encodes 433 amino acids.
GAGCUAUUUAAAACUUUCCUUUUUUGAUGUGGGUCCCUAGAAUUACCCUUUACCAAACUGAGAAAUUGUACGAGUUAUCAACACCGCAGCCAAUCAUGGAAGGCACGAAAGAAAAGGAACACCUCUUAGCCCUAAAAGUGAUGAGGCUUACCAAGCCCUCCCUGAUGCCCUACCAUCCUUUGAUUAGCGACACCAGGGACCUUCAAGGGGAGCUACUUCAUUCAAUCCAGACCUCAGACAUUUCUCAACCCGAUGGGGUUCCAUACUUUGGACUGGGAGAUUUAUUGACUUUGCCUCAAAAUUUCGGGAACAUUUUCCUAGGAGAGACGUUUUCAAGCUAUAUCAGUGUUCACAAUGACAGCGUACAACAAUGCCGAGACAUCACUUUAAAGGUUGACCUGCAGACCACAUCCCAGAGACUGAUGUUGUCAGGAGCAGACAUGCCAGCCACAGAGGAGCUAGGGCCAGACCAGAGCAUUGAUGAUGUGGUACACCAUGAGGUCAAGGAACUGGGAACUCACAUACUUGUAUGUGCUGUGAGUUACUCAACUAACAAUUUUGAAAAGAUGGCAUUCAGAAAGUUCUUCAAAUUCCAGGUUUUGAAGCCAUUGGAUGUGAAGACAAAAUUCUAUAAUGCAGAGUCUGAUGAAGUUUAUCUUGAAGCCCAAAUACAGAACAUAACACCCGGUCCCAUCUACAUGGAACAUGUCAGUUUGGAGCCGUCUUCCCAGUAUAUCUGUACACCGCUCAAUAACGCUGGGGGUAAAGAUCAAAAAGAGAUGGUGUUUGGCAAGGUUAAUUACUUAAACCCCAUGGACAUCCGUCAAUAUCUGUACUGCCUGAUUCCCAAACCAGAAGUCAUAAAGCAGAAUAAGAUCAUGAAAGGGGUGACAGACAUUGGUAAAAUUGACAUUGUGUGGAAGACCAACCUAGGGGAGCGUGGGAGACUGCAGACCAGCCAGCUACAGAGAGUGGCCCCUGGAUAUGGAGACAUUAAAGUAACUCUAGAGGAGACACCCGAUUCUGUUGUAUUAGAGUCCUCCUUCAAUAUCAUAUGUAGGAUUACAAAUUGCUGUGAAAGAAACAUGGAUUUAACCCUGACUCUCCAAAACAAUCAGCCUGGUGGACUUUUAUGGACUGGGAUUUCAGGGAGACAGCUGGGAAAACUGGCCCCCAAGGAGCACCUAGAUCUCAAGCUUACCCUGAUAGCCACUAUUCCAGGAUUACAGGCAAUAUCUGGACUAAGGAUAACAGACAAUUUCCUAAAGAGAACUUAUGAACAUGAUGAGCUGGCCUCAGUAUUUAUCUACAAUGACUCUAAUCCCUGAUUCUUAACAAUAACACUGUGUAGGACUUAGAAUCAGACUCGAUUAUGUUUUAAUUCCAGAUGACAAGGCUUCCAGGGCAAGGCAUUCCACUUUAAAAUUCAUCUGUGUUUUGUCUCGGCAUUGAAGAAGAAGUCUUGGUUCAUUUUGAAGCCUAUUAACAUGGUGGUUUAAUCCUAAGUUAGCUUAAAUAUCAAGUGGAAUUGUUUCCAGCUGUAUGUCUUUCAUAGCUAGGUUUUGUAAAAUCUUGCAUUUUCAUUUUUUUUCACAAGAAAAUUGACUGUUAAUGUAUUGAUUGUUGUGCAAUACUUAGGUAUAUGUUUAUUGAUGCAAAAUUGUUAUCAAAACAUAAUAAAUUCUUACGAAAUUUA